Messenger RNA from Solea senegalensis (Senegalese sole), 3248 nucleotides. It is a transcript of the gene tjap1, whose product is annotated as tight junction associated protein 1 (peripheral). Gene Ontology annotation, biological process: Golgi organization. The transcript is spliced from 9 exons. NCBI's taxonomy places the organism in Eukaryota, Metazoa, Chordata, Actinopteri, Pleuronectiformes, Soleidae. The coding region runs from base 2 to 3082 and encodes 1026 amino acids. The record is from RefSeq and is a predicted model, not a curated record. Gene Ontology annotation, cellular component: trans-Golgi network.
CAUGUUAAACACAACUCCACCCUCAUUUCAGCAACUUGCCCACUUCCCGGCCACCGUUAAACGCUCGCAGGACGCCGGUCCACGAGACGGCGUCCUGGCAUCUGAGCUCUUGCAGUCGGACACUGAGCUGGACGUCUCUAGUCUGUCCAGUCUGGAGAUCUGUGUUCCACUGCCGCUCAACUCCAGGAGCCAGGACUGCCGACCAAACCGCACAAGAACCAGAGUAGGGGGCGGCUUGGCAGCUGACCGCAGUGCCUCAAGUCCUCACCAUCCCUCGAGUCCUCACUGUACCUCGAAUCCUCGCCGUCCCUCGAGUCCUCACCGUACCUUGAGUCCUCGCCGUCCCUCGAGUCCUCGCCGUACCAAAAGUCCUCACCGUCCCUCGAGUCCUCACCGUACCUUGAGUCCUCGCUGUACCGCGAGUCCUCGCCGUACCACGAGUCCUCACCGUACCUCCAGUCCUCGCAGUUCCUCAAGUACUCACCGUACCUCCAGACCCCGCUGUGCUUCAAGUCCUCUCAGUCCUACAAGUCCUUGUCGUGCCUCGAGGACUACAGGAAACCACUCUACCUCUGAUUGCUGCUUUGCUGCAACACGGAAACAGACACAGUCUGGCACCUGGACUCAGAGCGCUGCCCCUCCGAAGGGUAUCCUGAAACAGCCGACCUCACCGAUCGUGGAACACACCUAUGAUGUCAUCAAAGAGUCAAAAUCAGUGGAACUGUUGGACGAUGAACGAGGACGUUGCAGUGCUAACCUUCCAACUCGCUUGAUAGAGUGGGCGGAACAGCGGGCGUCGGCUUCGCAGCGCUCAUCCUUGUCGCCGUCGCCCGUGAGGACAGACUGGAACUGGAAGAUGCAGGUUCUGGAGGAAAAAGUCCGCUUCUCCAACUUUCUGGAUGAGAUCACCUGCCGGGUAAUGAGCCCUGCCCACCUCACUCUACUGGGCAGGUCACCCUCCAGAGAGGCAGGAAGCCCCACCCCUCAGCGCAGACAUUCUAGUCGCUGCCCCUCGCUCAGGAAGCAGCAGACGGACCGGGGUCAGCGCUGGGACGACUGGGAGGCGACGCUGCAGCGACCUGACGGAUGGUACCGGCUCCUGCAGGGGAAGGGGAUGGGGCAGCAGGGUGACAUUACAGAGGAGGUGGGGCCUAAAGAGGAGGUUUUGAGGUUUAAUCGAGGAGUAAAUAUGGAGAUUGAGGAGAACAGAUACCCCGCCUCCAAUCUGUCUUUGCUGAGCCACAUCAAGGAGGUUUUAUCAGACUCUGACAGGAUCAGAAUCCUCCAGCAGCAGAAUGAGGACCUGCGGCGCCGCCUCUCUCUCUCCACACACAAGAUGGAGGCCAUGGAGGCGGAGUUUGAUGGCAGCCGUCACUACAUGGAGGCGGAGCUCAGCCGCACCAGAGACGACCUGGACAAGAUGAGGGACAAGUUCCGCAGACUCCAGAACAGCUACACAGCGUCACAGAGAACAAACCAGGAUCUGGAGGAGAAACUUCACGCUCUGGCUGCCGUCAGCCAGACAUGGGUUCAUGCACUACGGAAGGUGGAGAGGGACAAAAAGACGAUGGACCUGGAGAUCGUGGAGCUCACCAACAAACUGCUCGACGCCAAGAACACCAUCGACCGCCUGGAGGAGCUCAACGAGCGUUACCGUCAGGACUGUAACUUGGCCGUUCAGCUGCUCAAAUGCAACAAGUCACAUUUCAGGAACCACAAGUUUGCUGAUCUGCCGUCUGAGCUUCAGGACAUGUUGAAUAAACACAUGAAGAGCAGCCUGCCAGAGGGAAGCCCCGCCCCCGGCGCUCAGGACCCGGACACACUCAGCCUGACUCCCGCUGACGUCGUGCCGACCUCCGUCAUCGCCCGCGUCCUGGAGAAACCCGAGCCGCUGCUCCUGAACUCCGCCCAGUCCAGCAGCUGUGGCCGGCCCAUUGCCGAAGACGUCUUUGUGCACGUGGACAUGACGGGCUCCGCCUCCUCCGCCGCCGGCGCUGUAGCUGAGCACUGGGAGAACGGUGGCUCUCAGGAGGUCUCGCAGCAGAACGGCUCGUGUCGCAGUCAGAGCAGCCUGGACACUCAGUUGGGCGGCGAGGAGGCGGUUGCCACACCGUCCUUUGAGAAGCUGAAUCCUUACCCGCCGCCGCCGCCGCCUCACCCGCUCUACCCCGGCCGCAAAGUCAUCGAGUUCUCGUCGGACGACAAAGUGAAGAUUCCCAAAAACUCACCGCUGCCCAACUGCACGUACGCCACGAGGCAGGCCAUCUCUCUGAGCCUCGUCCAGAACGACGACGAGCGCCCGCCGCCCGCCAGCCCUGUCCCCUCCUCGUCCUCGGGCAGAGGGUUCGCGAGCCACCAGCGCACGCCGCCGUCGCACCGGGGCCUCGCCAGUGAGCCACAGUCCAGCCAGUCCAGCCCCUUCAGCAGCCCACCACAGGCGCCCAGCGUGCUGGCAAGCUCCGGCAGCUCGGAGGAGGAUCUCCUGGCAAACUGGCAGCGGAUGUUUGUGGAGAAGAUGGCGCCGACGUGCGACGCUUCCCUGGUUCAUCGCACGUCGUUCAGCAGUCACGCGGCACAGGACCUGCAGAGGCGGAGACAGCCGGGGGGCGGGGACUCCUCCAAACACCACAGUGCGGCGUACUCGGACGGUGAGGAGGGGUCGUCUGCGAGGAGCUGGACGCCGAGCCGCGGCUCCAGCCUCGACACGGACACCGACACUGAGCCUCGGUCCGGCAGGAGGGGGCGCUAUGGCGGCAACAGCUCGGUGGAAGAGGGCGAGCGUCUGCUGAACCUGGAGGACGACUGUGGGAGCGAGGACACGGCCGUCACCAUGGCAACCAGCCCCGCCAACACCCGAGGGGAGGAGUUUGACGAGGAGGAGGAGAGCUCGGCCGAGGAGAGGGACGUCCUCCCCCACGACCUGCCCUCCAUCUCGCCCCGCCUCCUGGAGUUUGACCCCGCCCUGGCUGGCCCCGCCUCCUCUCAGCGGCCUCUGAAGAGUCCAAAGAGGAUGGGCGUGCACCACCUGCACCGCAAAGACAGCCUGACCCGCGCCCAGGUGCAAGGCACGCUGUUGGACUGACGCCCGUCUCCCCACCCACACUGUCUCCAUGGCAGCUGACCCACCCAUCAAGGGUCAGAGGCCACACCCAUCCAGGAAAUAGCCAUACUCUUCUACCGUAUGCUGCAGAGCUCGCCGUGUGUGUGUGUGUCUGUCUGUGCGUGUGCGUGUGUGUGUCUCUGUGUGU